Microthlaspi erraticum is the source of this 2427-nucleotide messenger RNA. NCBI's taxonomy places the organism in Eukaryota, Viridiplantae, Streptophyta, Magnoliopsida, Brassicales, Brassicaceae. The record is from the annotation of a GenBank genome assembly.
AUGGCAGAUAUCAUCGGCGGGGAAGUUGUGACGGAGCUCGUGAGGCAGCUCUAUGCAAUAUCUAAAAAAGCCUACAGAUGCAGAGGCAUCGCCGUAAAGCUCGCCACCAUGAUCGAGUCUCUUGAACCCACGAUCAAGGAGAUCCUCUACAGCGGCGUCGAGCUGAGCCCUCAUCGCCAAGCUCAACUCGGUAUGUUCUCCCGCACACUAGACAAGUGCAGGAAGCUCACCGAGAAGGUUCUCAGAUGCAACCGUUGGAACAUGGUUCGACAGGCUUACCACGCUAAUAAAAUGGAGGAUCUUGAAAAGAAAAUCUCUUGUUUUCUCCAUGGACCACUGUUAUUUCAAAUCCUCGCUGAUGUUCACCAUCUUCGAGCCGGUAACGAAGUCCGGUUCGAUCGGAUUGACCGGAAUCUUAGUAGCUUGUAUGACAAGAUGGGUUCUAUGAAAAUCAGGGGAGGUGGAAUGGUGCGAGAGGCCAUGGUGACAGACGGUGAUUUAGGAAAUCUCGGAGUAGGAUUGGAAUUGGGGAAGAGGAAAGUGAAGGAGAUGCUGUUUAAAUUCAGUGAUGAUGAGGGAACGCUUAUUGGGAUCUCAGGGAUGAGCGGUUCCGGGAAAACCACUCUUGUUAUAGAGCUUGCUAGGGACGAUGAGGUCCGAGGCCACUUUGGGAAACGUGUUUUGUUUCUGACAGUGUCACAGUCUCCUGAUCUUGGGGAGCUGAGGUCACUUAUAUGGGAAUUUCUUACUGAUUGUAAUAAGCCUUGCUUUGUUGCCACUCUUCCGGAAUCUGUUAGUCACACGCGGAAGCUAGUGAUCCUUGACGAUGUUUGGACAAGGGAGUGUCUGGACCAGCUCAUGUUUAAGGUUCCUGGAACCACAACGCUUGUGGUCUCACGGUCUAAACUCGCAUGUCCUAGCACCACCUAUGAUGUGGAGUUGCUGAAUGAAGGUGAAGCAACGGCUCUGUUCUGUCUCUCUGCUUUCAACCAGAAAUCAAUCCCUUUGGGGUUCAGCCAAAGUUUGGUCAAGCAGGUUGUUAAGGAGUGUAAAGGCUUACCUUUGUCUCUGAAAGUUGUGGGUGCUUCGUUGAGAAACCAACGUGAAAAGUAUUGGGAAGGUGCAGUGAACAGGUUGUCAAGAGGCGAACCUGCUGAUGAAACUCAUGAGAGCAAAGUGUUUGCGCAAAUCGAAGCAACUCUAGAGACGCUAGACCCUAAAACCAGAGAAUGUUUCUUGGACAUGGGUGCUUUCCCUGAAGACAAGAAGAUCCCUCUUGAUGUUAUCAUCAACAUGUGGGUUGAGUUGCAUGAUCUCGAGGACGCUACUGCUUUUGCUGUUCUUGUUGAUUUAUCAAACAGGAAUCUCCUUACUCUCGUCAAAGAUCCAAGGUUUGGCGCUAUGUACACUAGCUACUAUGACAUCUUUGUGACGCAGCACGAUGUUCUAAGAGAUCUAGCACUUCAUCUUAGCAAUCGUGGGAAAGUGAACAGAAGAGAUCGAUUACUGAUGCCUAAAAGAGAGUCAAUGCUUCCCAGAGAAUGGGAGAGAACCAAUGAUGAGCCAUACAAUGCCAGGGUAGUUUCCAUUCACACAGGGGAAAUGAGUGAAAUGGAUUGGUUUGACAUGGACCUCCCUAAGGCAGAGGUUUUGAUAUUAAACUUCUCAUCCGACAACUACGUGCUGCCACCUUUCAUUGCUAAGAUGAGCAAGCUUAGGGCGCUCGUGAUUAUCAACAAUGGUAUGUCUCCUGCGCGUCUUCAUGACUUCUCCAUCUUUCCCAACUUGGCCAAGCUCAGUAGUCUCUGGCUUGAGAGGGUUUACGUACCUGAACUCUCUAGCAGUACGGUUCCCUUCAGAAGCCUCCACAAGAUGUCUCUGAUCAAUUGCAAGAUCGGUAAUAGCUUUGAUCAGACAGCAUUGGACAUGGCACAGAUCUUCCCAUACUUGUCUGAUCUCACAAUAGAUCACUGUGAUGAUCUUGUGGAACUAUCUCCGACCAUUUUUGGGAUCACCUCUCUCAAGUCUGCCAGCAUAACGAAUUGUCCCCUCAUCGAUGAGUUGCCUAGGAAUCUGAGUAAGCUUAAAGCACUUCAACUUCUGAGGCUGUACGCUUGCCCAGAGCUGAGAUCUUUGCCUGUAGAGCUCUGUGAGCUGCCAAGUCUGAAGUACCUUGACAUCUCUCAAUGUCUCCACCUGAGUUCUGUUCCAGAAGAGCUAGGAAAAAUCAAAACACUUGAGAAAAUCGACAUGAGAGAAUGCAGCGUAUCAAGCAUACCGAGCUCUGCGGUCUCGUUGACUUCUCUACGCCAUGUAAUAUGCGAUACAGAGACUUUGUCGAUGUGGGAAGAAGUCCAGAAGGUGGUUCCAGGACUUCGUGUUGAAGCUGCUGAAAAAUACAUCAGCCUGGAAUGGCUUGAGGGAUAG